Messenger RNA from Macrobrachium nipponense, 4201 nucleotides. RefSeq names its product myoneurin-like. The transcript is spliced from 6 exons. NCBI's taxonomy places the organism in Eukaryota, Metazoa, Arthropoda, Malacostraca, Decapoda, Palaemonidae. Gene Ontology annotation, molecular function: DNA-binding transcription factor activity, RNA polymerase II-specific; protein binding; RNA polymerase II cis-regulatory region sequence-specific DNA binding. Gene Ontology annotation, biological process: regulation of transcription by RNA polymerase II. Gene Ontology annotation, cellular component: PcG protein complex; chromatin; nucleus. The record is from RefSeq and is a predicted model, not a curated record. Bases 455 to 1603 code for a protein of 382 amino acids.
ACCAGUAUUGAAGUGUCUUGGAGAGUCAUCAAUUCUUGGUAAGCAUUUUUAUCUGAUGGAGGAGGGAGUCCUGUCUCUUCGAUGGAAUAACCAUCGUUCAACAUUUUUCCAUGUUUUGUCAUCACUCCAUCGCAAGGGCUGAAGCUCAUCAACCCCCAUCGUACACUUCCCUUCUAAUCAGAUUUUACAUCUGUCAAAUUCAGCCUUGCAAACUCUUCUUGUGGGAAUAGACCUUACCGAGUUAUAAGAUUUUGAAGCUGUUGAUUACUGGUCAUCCUAUGAAUGCACAGAUAUUGAAGAGUUGUACAGUGAUGUAACAAUUGCUUGUAGUGGCAGAUUCUUUCCAGUUCAUAAAUUGGUGCUUUCGGUGUGUAGUGAAUACUUUGAAGACAUUUUUAAACAAACCACGUGCAAACAUCCAAUUGUUGUCUUAAAAGAUAUUUUGCAUGAUGAUAUGGAGGCACUCUUGAACUAUAUGUAUGCUGGAGAAGCCAAUGUUGCCCAGAAUGAUUUAGCCAGAUUAAUAAAAGCAGCAGAGUGUCUUAGAAUCAAAGGGCUAGCUGUUCCUGAUGAAGCACCAGUUGUAAAUGAAGGUAAAAGGUGCCACAGUGAUGUGAGUGAUGGAGCUCCUCACACAAAAAGGAGACGGGAGGAGAACAGUGCACAGUUGCCAAAGAAUGCAAAUCAUAAUCGCAUGGACAGCAUAACCAAUACUCAGAAUCCUCUAGAAUUCACACACAAAGUAAGCUCAGAAGUACAACAUACAGAUCUGCAUAAUAUACUUCCAGCAGAAUACAGUAGACUUAGUGAAGUUUCUGCUUCUUUACAAGAAGUUAAUGGAACAUCAAAUGUAACUGAGGCUGUUUUAGAUAAGCAGCCUUUGAUAAAAGAAGAAGUACCUGAGCCAAAGGUUGAACAAGAAGAUGAAAUAACGCAUGUGACAGAAACAGAAGGGAGUCCUACAUUUUCUUCAAGUUCUUGUGACAAACGACAACAAGAAGUUAGUGUUGACUUAUUUGACCCGCAACUUUUGUCAGCAUCACAUCCUCAGAAUGUUGUUCAAGAUAUAUUGGUUCAGGGGAUUGCGGGUCCCUCUACUGUUGCAGUUGAAUCUUUGCCAGGCUGGGACUCAAGUGGUAAUGUCUCAGGAUUUUCAUUAGAAAAUUUCGCGUCGGAAGAUUCUAGGUCACAAAGCUCGGAUGUGCGAAGCAGUUAUAGACAAGACACAUUUGGGAGUAACUGUGGCAUUGGAUCUUCAAGUAGAGUGCCUUGUCCAAGAGGGACAGCAGUUGAAGGGGGAAUGCACCCUUGCUUUAUGUGUCAGAAACGCUUCACCAGUCGCCAAGAUCUCAAACGCCAUAUACGCACACAUACUGGGGAGAGACCUUACCAGUGUCCUUUAUGUCAUCACCGUGCAGCAUUGAAAGGCAACAUUAAGAAGCACAUUUUAUCAGUUCACAGAGAUGUUACUCAUACUUCUGCAGAAGCUGUAACAGUCCUGGAUAUUGAGGCCUUCGAGUCAACAGAAAGUACAGUAAAUUUUUCAGGUCUUGAAACACAGCAGAAUACCUCUUUAGCGUCGGAAUCUUUUUCAUCAUACUAGUUGAUGUCAUUCAGGUUAGUACAUUGUUAGAGAAAUAUUCUAAAUGAUGUGUGAGGUUACUGAAAUUACAAAAUUAUGUGCAAAAAGGUGUGUGGAACACUGUCACCAUAAAAAGGUAUAUAUGAGGCCGUCACUCGAACAGCUGUCUAUCUGCACAAAACAGAAAUUGGAGAAAAAUGCUAUUGAAAUUGUGCAAUGUUGACAUUAUCAUAUUUCCAUUAAUAUUUAUGCUAUGACAUCAUUCUUUUUUCAAAAUGAAGCUAAAAGCAUGCUCUUUACAAAUAUGUGGGUAAAUAUUAUCUGUCUAUCCAAAUUGUACCUCAAACAACACCAUAACUGCAAAAAACUGAAGUCUAAGAAACAUACAAUAAUAGUUUGUCCACAUUGGAAUGACAAUAUAUUGCUCAUUUAUCAUUCUAGUUACUCUCACUCUCCCUAGAUUAUGAAUGCGAAAAACAUUUUUUUUUACAAUUUCUAAACACUAGUAUAUAGAAGAAGAGUUGCUGAAUUCGAAAGUAAGUAAAACUGAAAAUCCGAAAAUUUGCAGAUAGACAGUUGUUUGAGUGACGGCCUCAUAUGUUUGUUUUUUUCCCCUCCAAAUAGAGGCCAGUGGGAUGGGCAGCCCAGUGUCAUUAUCUCAUGUAGGCUUGAAGCAAACAAGAAUAAUGAACUGAUGGGAAAAGCAUGGGACUGAACCCUUAAGGAUGAGAUAGACUUGCCUCUUGAAAGAUGGAUGCAUUUAAGUCUCAGAAAUUUGAAGCAGGAAGAUUAUUCAGAGCUUGGCAUCAGUGGUAAUGAACUUGCUUAACAGUGCAGUCUGUAGAUUACUUAUUUUUGCAGACCGAAUAUGGAAUUGAUGACACAGUGGGUAUAAUCAGGCUGCCAGAGAAGUUAUUAUUGUUAUUAUAGAUUUAUUUAAUGAGACCACCAAGUCACAUUUCUUGACUUGUGAGACUGGCUGAAAAGACAUGUUCUUAGUGUGAUCAAAAUAAAAUCCAAUAGUAAAAGGUAUGUAAAUCUAUAAAUCCUGAGAAUAGAUAGAAUAAAUAGUAAAUUACAAAAUACCUUACAAAAGGAUUCCCUAUUCUCACCCAAAUGGUAAAGUAAUCCCCCAAAAACUGCAUAGUCAUACCCCCAUUUUCACUUUUCCCAUACUUCCAUCCCAAGAAAGUUAUAAAUAUUUUUUAUUUAAUUCCCUUUCGGUUUUUGUUAUAUUUAUAUAGUUUAAUGUUACUGAUGUAGGUAAAUAAAGGCAGACUGGAAACCAUAGUACAAACAAUAAAGUAAAACAGUUGAAAGACAGUGACCAAAAACAUAUCUUCAUUGCCAUCUGGUAUGUUUUAAGGGAUUUUCUAUUGCACAACACUUUUUUGCAUAAAAAUAGACGGUCAUUCAUGGUACAUUACAGUUAGUAAAAUACUUUCAAUGCAUUUAUUUAAUUCAUGGUAUGGUAAAAAUGUUAUCUACUUAUUAUCUCUCCAGGCAGUGUACUUGUCAAAGUUGUCAUGGAGCCACUCAUUAUUGUGAACAUUGAAGUCUCCAAAAUUGUAACCAAAAACUAGGUGAAAAUUCAGGAAGAUUCAUGUUAAGAGGUAGUGUUGAAUAAUGAAACAAAGUUUGUAAAAGUUGGUGAACAUUAACAAAAGUAGAAAAUAGUAGCUGAAAUUGUAUACAAAUUUUUAAACAGGUGGCAUUAUUUAGAGGAGAUCAAAGAUUCAUCAGUUUGUUAAUAUGUAUGUUGAUGGUAUUAUAAGCUCAAACCCACUUAUGAGACAUAAAUGUGAGUAAAAUAUGUAGUAAGCAGUAGAGAAAAGGGCAGGAGAAACAUCACUGAACAGAUGUUUUUGAAGAUGAAAAGAAUGUAGGCAUUAGAUGCUAAGCGAUGUUCUACAGAGGGAUAUUAAAAUUCUGACCUUGAGUGAUACAUUUGAUGUCAUCAGAUGUAUAGGGGAAGAUGAGGGUUAGUAAAGAAUUUUCUAGACUUCAGUGUAAGUGUAGGCAUAGAAAAGAGGUCCGUGUGUAGAGAAGGAAACAUCUUCAGACUGUUCCACUGAGUCUUAGGAGAUAAAAGUCUCAAGGUAAUAUCUCAAUGAAUCGUUAGUGCUUUGAACACCUAAUAAAUUAAAAGGUGAAUUAUUGGUAUGCUUGUUAUGUAAUUAUACGAUUUAGUUUGACGAUUGGUUAACAAAGAGGAUUUGGAAUUGUUUAGACUAUGUGAGGUUGUUUUGUUUGAAGAACUAUUUCAAUGUUAAUAUUUUAAAUUUGGAUUUGUAAAGCUUUCCACUUACUGUACAUCAUUAAUGCCUUGUGUGCAGUAUCAAACUUUUUCUGUUAUUCUUGAAAACAUCUUUUACUUUGGCCAUGGUUAAAAAAAUGUUAAUAUAGAUACCAAAGGUACUUAGUGGUAUGCAGAUUAAGUUCAAGUCUAUGAAAGGUUCAAAGAAAGUCACUCAUAAUUGGUAAUAAACUUACAUUCUGACCCUUAUUAGGAGGUUGUACAUAAUUUCAAAAGAGAUUUCUUGUUUUUGUUGUUAAACAAUGUGAUGUUUUUGUAAUAUGUCUAGUCAAAGAACUCAAAUAUACAUUUACAGUUUUCUU